AUGCCUCUCCGCGUUCCACCUCCAACCCGUGUCGAGACGCUCUGCAUGGGCGCUGCCGGCAUCACUGGUCUCGUGCCCUUCUACCUGAUGGCUCCCGGGGCCGACGAGCGCAUGUCGAAGCAGACGCACAAAUGGGCGCCCCGCUGGGAGCGCAACAUCUCUCAUUUCAAGAGCCCCGCCGAAAAGAGCAUCCAACGCGUGACGCCACCCAUCGAGCGCGCCGUGCACCGGCUUGAGGAGCGCCUGCCGCUUGAGAGGGCCGCCAAGGGCAGCGAGCGAAGUAUCAAGAAGGCCUUGGAUAUGCUUGGAGUGAAGCACUCUUGA
Molecule: messenger RNA, 324 nt
Organism: Thermochaetoides thermophila DSM 1495
Lineage: Eukaryota; Fungi; Ascomycota; Sordariomycetes; Sordariales; Chaetomiaceae
Exons: 1
Coding region: 1-324 (107 amino acids)
Source: RefSeq, a predicted model, not a curated record